AACGCAUGGGCACAUGACACAACCACCACGUUCAGAGAAAGCGCGCGAACUGAUCGUGUGAGCGCGGAGCGUACGAACCCAGGCCUUCAGCUCUUCAGGCAUUCCGAGCUUACACAGAAGGGCGAAGAGAACAAGACGGUGGCGUUGAGUCGUGUGACCGACUAUGCGCAAAUCAGCGCAAAGCGUGCGUUUGCAUGCAACAGACAGUGGUGAUUCGACUAGGUAAAGCACGGAGGAAGGAAACCCAGGAGAGGCCCUGACGUCACUCUUUGUGAAGCUAAAGUGAAGCCGGAAGUUGACAUUGCUCAUGGCGUUGCUCCGCCUUUCGGGCCAGCUCUCCUCUCUUGUUUACAUUUCUCGCGAAAUCAUGCCGCGCUGCGCGCAACCGGGCUGCUCGGACGCGCGCGCUCCGCAGCAAUACUAUAAACAAUCGUUAGCACGUUAGCGUGAUUGCGCCAAAGAGGGCAAAAUUUCCCGCGGAUAUUCCUUCGUCCGUUGCCAUUGCCGUGGCGCGGUACAUUGCGUACAGCGUUGCAUGCGCGUUCAUUUCACGAACUUUAGUUCCUCCUGUCCCACCUGGCCACAGCAACACCCGGUAGAGCACGGUCCAGAUAACGCAGCGCAACAAAACACGGAGACCAACGCGAACCUGCCCGCACGGCGCCUUUGCCACGCUACGAAACCUACGGCGCAAGACGUGUGAGCGCACAGAACCAUAACAAAGCCGCCAUUGUGGCCCGAAAGGCGUGGCCACUACAGCAAAGAAAUAAAAAAAAAACAGCAAAAAAAAAUACGGAGAACAUACUACGUCAUUUUCUCCACACUUUUCUCCUAGCGCGCGGAGGGGGUAGGGCCUCUCCUCACUUUCCUUCCUCCAUGGCUCCGAAGCAACCAACGCACGCGCGCGCUACCAAAGCCACUUAGAAAAAAAUGUAAGGCCUCCGCAUCACCUCCUCUCCCCUGUCAAUACGUCACGAGAGUCGGAUGGUAGCGGUGGAUGGGGGAGCGCUGCGUUUCUAGAACGCGGCGCGCGUUCUGAAAACAAAUUUUCUCCGUGGCUGCAACGCUAGAGCGGCAACGCGUGGAGCAUUUGCUUGGUGGCUUUGGUGGGGCAUGCUGCACCGUAAACGCGAUUGCUUUUCUUCGAUUGUGCGUGGUUCGUCGUACACGGAAGCGCAACGAUGCCUGGCUGUUGUUGCGCACCAAACUGCAAGUCCAAUUAUGACGGAGGACAAAGUGUCCGAGUGCACAAGUUCCCAUCUGACCGAGCCACUCGGGAAGCAUGGACGAGAGCAGUUCCUCGGAAGGACUUCUCGCCAACGAAGUACACAGUGCUCUGUGAAAAGCAUUUCUUGCCAUCGGAUUACUUGAAGACGACAUCUUACACGGACGUCAAGACAGGAAAAGUGGUCGAAGUUGCCAUGAAAAACAUGCGUCUGAAGAAAACUGCAGUUCCGAGCUUGUUUCCCAAUUGCCCUGCCUAUUUAUCGCGUCCGCAAGUGUGCGUUCGAGAAGCGCCGGCUGCCAAAAGAGCGCGCUUGGAAGCCACAUAUUUGCAAAAAGCAAUAAUGCUUUCUCAGCAAACCCAAGCAGAAGAGGACGCCGAAAAUCUGGUUAAUAGCUUUGCGGACUUGCUGAAGGCCUUGCCAAGCUUUCGGUGUUCGGACUUCUGGACAGUUUUGAACAAGGGCUCCAAGGUUUUCUUUUUUGACUUGUCACUUCAAUCUGCUCCUGCAGUCCGUACUUCGGUGAUCGUGUCCACAGACCUGCGCGUCGAAGUAUUUUUUGGUGAAACGGGUGUGAGGAAGUGUGGUGAUGUUUUAGUUCCUGAGAAGCUGUGCGACUUGAGAGAUUUGAAAAGUUUGUUACACAUGAUCGACCAGACACGUAAGGAUAUCAGCACUGAGCGUUCUGAAAAGGCCCGUCAUCUACUGACAUUGGUUUCGACAUUGCUAGAGGAAGUAAGUGGAAAACAUUUCGCAUGCGAGUUGCAAGAAUGGCAUUUGGAAGUGCUUAAAUUCUUGAAGAGUCAAGUUGAUCUUGUUUUGAAUGAUGCUGGCCGAUAUCCCCCCGAUUUAUUGGUUUUUGCUAGCCUUUUGUUCACAAUUUCACCUCAGGCAUAUAGAUUCCUGAGAAGUUCGAUGAAGCUUAAGAUGCCGCAUCCUGAUACGAUCAAAAGACUGUGUUCAUCGUACGAUGUACGCCCUGAAACGGAGCAGCAAGAAUGUAGCUUUCUUUCCUAUGCAAAGCGUAUUGUAAGCACAUAUAAAGAGCAUGAAAAGUCUGUAACGUUAAUGAUUGAUGAGAUUCACCUUCAAUCAUUUUUUGAUUACAAGGCUGGGUUGGUUACUGGUGCUGCGGUAAAUUCAUCGACUGCAGCAAAAACUCCCCACGUAUUUAUGAUACAGAGCCUGCUUUCUUCAAACAAGGAUGUUGUACACAUGCUUCCUGUGGCACAAAUCGAUGCUAAGGCGCUGCACGACUUCCUUCGGAAGAUUGUUCUUGAUCUAGAGGCAUCUGGUUUUAGAAUAAUCGCAGUGAUCUCGGACAAUAACUCCAUAAACAGAAAAGCCAUGUCCUACUUCGCUAAGCCGGCAAGUGUCAGCAUUGUUUACCAGCAUCCUGCUGACCCAUCACGACCCCUGUUUUUUGUGGUGGACCCAGUUCACAUAAUAAAGUGUAUAAGAAAUAACUGGCUGAAUCAAAGAAACAUUGACAAAUGCAUGUACUUUCCUGAACCGAAGAGUGAUGAGGCUGAACCAAAGAUACUUACAGCAUCUUUCAAGGUAUUAUGCCAGCUGCACGAAGCUGAAAAGCAUGAGCUCUUGAAGCUAGCACCAACGCUCACUUUGAAGCCAAAUAUCGUUGCUGUGGAGAACACGCAGGGAUACGGGCGCCUGAAGAGCACUGGCUAUAUUGCAGUUCGCUGGGAUUGGUUUAAACGAGGUACGCAAGGUGUGAUCUACAUCCGGUAA
Molecule: messenger RNA, 2975 nt
Organism: Dermacentor andersoni
Lineage: Eukaryota; Metazoa; Arthropoda; Arachnida; Ixodida; Ixodidae
Source: RefSeq, a predicted model, not a curated record